GUUUGCAUUAUCCCAGUAAUAGCAAAGGCUGAUACUCUUACCGUGGAAGAAUGCCGUAUUUUUAAGCAGUCUCUACUAGCUGACUUUGCCGAUCAUGGUCUCAGGAUGUACACUUUUCCUGAGGCUGCAGCGGUCGGUUUAUCGUCAACUUCUUCAUCAAACACCAACUCGUGUCUCACUAGCCCUCAUACACUCCACUCGAGGCAUCAGGCGGCCGGUUCUAUUGAUUUGGAUACCGGAUUGUCUGGGGAUAAUCAACAGCAGCAAUUUGCUGAAGCAGUGGCCGGGGCUGGUACUGGGCUUGCCGAAGUAUGCCGAAUGCGGGAGCGACAACCUUUCGCUGUGGUGGCCAGUAAUACAUCAAUCACUCGACCUGAUGGAAAAAAGCUUGUUUAAAUAUCACAGUUGA
Messenger RNA from Protopolystoma xenopodis, 409 nucleotides. Lineage: Eukaryota; Metazoa; Platyhelminthes; Monogenea; Polystomatidea; Polystomatidae. The record is from the annotation of a GenBank genome assembly.